GGACGGAAAGAAGCCCCGCCCCAGAGCGGGAGGCUGUGGUGCAAAUCACUGUUCCAGUCCGGGGGCGAGUCUCCACCCUGGUUUUCACCGGUCCGGGCUGCCCGGCAAGUUUGAGGAAGUUGGUUCGUCCGGGGCUUUUGACUGUUUCCCGUGACCCCGACACACACAGGCUCCUCCACGCAGCCACAUGGUCUCUCUGGGCGCACUGCUACUGGGCGCGCUGUUGUGGGUCCCCGGCGGGGCUCUGCGCUGCCAAGGGGACGCGGGGCAGCCCGUGGACUGGUUCGUGGUCUACAAGCUGCCCGCCCAGAGCGGCCCUGGGGACGACGCAUGGAGGGGGCUGCGCUACCGCUACUUGGACGCAGGCUCCGGGGGCUGGCGCGACGGUGCUGGGCCCAUCAACAGCUCUGAGGGCGCCGUGGGCCGCAGCCUGCAGCCGCUUUACCGGGGCAAUGCCAGUCAGCUCGCCUUUCUGCUGUACAAUGACCAGCCGCCCAAAUCGGCCUGGGCUCCGGAUGCUUCCAGCCGUGGCCACUCAAAGGGUGUCCUGCUCCUGGACCAAGAAGGAGGCUUCUGGCUGGUCCACAGUGUGCCACGCUUCCCACCCACUCCGUCUUCUGGUGCAUACACCUGGCCUCACAAUGCCCAAACCUAUGGGCAGACCCUAAUCUGUGUGUCUUUCCCCCUCACUGAGUUCACAAAGAUUGGCAGGCAGCUGGCCUAUAUCUUCCCCUUGGUCUUUAACUACAAGCUAGAUGACAUCUUUGCCCAGAAAUUCCCUGACCUGGUGGACGUGGUCAAGGGCCAACACAUUCACCGGGAACCGUGGAACAGCAGUGUAAUGCUCACGUCGCAGGCAGGGAAUACUUUUCAGAGCUUUACCAAAGCUGCAAAAUUUGGAGAUGAUCUGUACUCUGGCUGGUUGGCAGAAGCUCUUAGUACAAACCUGCAAGUUCAGUUCUGGCCGAACUCUCCAGGUACCCUUCCAUCCAACUGCUCUGGUCCCUGGCACGUUUUGAAUGUGAAUCAGACAAGCUUCCCUGGACCAGCUGGACCAACCUUUUCUGCCUCAGAGGACCAUUCUAAGUGUGCUAGGAAUGUGCUCUACAUUGAGCUGCACCCAGUCCUAGACUUAGGUUUGAAUCACAGUUCAUCUCCCUCGUUGUGUGACCUGUGUGCCUUAUCUUGUCUGUGACUCUGUUCAUCUGCAAAAUGAAAAUCAUUAUCAUGUACCACUCAGGAUCAUUGAGGGGAAAAAAGGAAAGUGGUGAAUGAAGCUGUUAACCUUUCUUCAGGUGGGUGUGGGACACAGUGUUGCAACAUUUACUUUUUGUUGUUUUGUUUUGUUUGCACUGCAGACUGAACCCAGUGUCCUCACACUGAACUAUAUUCCCAGCCUCCCCCCCCCAAAAAAAAAACAUCGUCUCACUGUAUCACUAAGUUACCCAUACUGGGCUCAAACUUGAGAUCCUCUUGCUCAGCCUUCCAGAGUGUUGGGAUUACAACCACACUG
Molecule: messenger RNA, 1513 nt
Organism: Fukomys damarensis (Damara mole-rat)
Lineage: Eukaryota; Metazoa; Chordata; Mammalia; Rodentia; Bathyergidae
Gene: Dnase2
Product: deoxyribonuclease 2, lysosomal
Exons: 7
Coding region: 188-1195 (335 amino acids)
Biological process (GO): apoptotic DNA fragmentation
Molecular function (GO): deoxyribonuclease II activity
Source: RefSeq, a predicted model, not a curated record